AUGUACGCCUUCGCUAUUGGUUUACUCCUGGCUGCAUUUCAAGUCAGCUGUGAUGGCGCCCCAGGACGCUUAAUUCUAGAGCCAAUACCUCAUGCGGAUGUCUCUGCGGAAGUCUCUCAAGAGAUACCUAUGGAUGUCUCUCAAGAGAAACCUCCAGAAGUCUCUCAACAGAAACCUGCGGAUAUCUCUCAAGAGAAACCUGCGGAUGUCCCUCAAGAGAAAUCUGUGGAUGUCUCUCAAGAGAAACCUCCGGAUGACUCUCAAGAUAUCACAGAUACUACAGCUACUGCAGCUACUACAGCUACUACAGAUGCUACAGAUAUUACAAUUACUACAGAUACUACGGGUGCUUCAGAUACUACAGAUACUACAGAUACUACAGAUACUACAGAUGUGGAAAACGCCUGCUUAGAAGCCCACAAUUACUGGCGUGCUCAGCAUGGGGCGCCAGCGCUGGUCUGGGAUGCCACAUUGGCUCAACAUGCUCAGUUCUGGGCUGAUCAUCUGGCAGCCACAAACACGUUUGAACAUGCAAAGAACACUGGUGAAGGAGAAAACCUUUUCAAAUCCGGUGGAGACGCGUCAUACAAAGAAGCAGUGGACGCUUGGUACUCUGAAGAAAAACUGUACAAUUACAACAAUCCUGGAUUUAAUAUGGCCACUGGCCAUUUUACGCAGGUGGUUUGGAAAGGCACCACUAAUUUGGGAUGUGCUAUUCAGAAAAGAGGACGGGAAACCUACAUAGUGGCACGCUAUUCCCCACCAGGAAACGUUGUAGGUACUGGCACGUUCGCAAAAAACGUGGGACGAAAGUUUUAGACAGGAGGUUGACCUGAGAGGAGACGAUAAAGGAGGUGCGCCAGAUUUACUGUGAUCAUUGAACACAGAAGUGCGGAAAAUUUUUACUUGUAACAAAUUGUUCAGUGUAGUUCUAGACAGAAAGCGCAAUAAAAGUAACCCGAGGGAUAAAAUUGACCAGCCAUUUCUUCUUUAAUAUUCUUAAAAAAAACGUUAUGACUGUAAAAGGCAUGUGAAAGGCAUACGAAAAGAAAUGCGAAUAAGGAAAUUGAGGCAAAACUGUUAAUAUAAUAGGGGAGGGGGUGGGGAGGAAAAACUGUUGAGACUACCAUCCCACUAGUAUCAGAAUCUGCUGAUAUCACCCUGAUUGGCCAGAUCAUAUCACUGAAUGCUGACAAGUUUAAUUUAAUGAUAAUGAUAAGAAUCAGUUAUUACUUGUUCGUCGUGUCAAUAAAGCAAGUCUCCUCUAAAUACCUUGUGAACACGCUAGGCGCAGGGAGACAAAAAGCUAAUUCUGCAUGAGCAAACCAAGGAAGUGAGGACGUGAAAAAAGAAAUUUCAAAUCAUUAAUUGUUUAUUCCUUAAUCCCCCACACCU
This is a messenger RNA of Orbicella faveolata, 1395 nucleotides long. RefSeq lists its product as uncharacterized. NCBI's taxonomy places the organism in Eukaryota, Metazoa, Cnidaria, Anthozoa, Scleractinia, Merulinidae. Gene Ontology annotation, cellular component: extracellular region. The record is from RefSeq and is a predicted model, not a curated record.